Eptesicus fuscus (big brown bat) is the source of this 2234-nucleotide messenger RNA. It is a transcript of the gene TPM3, whose product is annotated as tropomyosin 3. Bases 97 to 954 code for a protein of 285 amino acids. Gene Ontology annotation, cellular component: actin filament. The record is from RefSeq and is a predicted model, not a curated record. Gene Ontology annotation, molecular function: actin filament binding. Lineage: Eukaryota; Metazoa; Chordata; Mammalia; Chiroptera; Vespertilionidae. Gene Ontology annotation, biological process: muscle contraction; actin filament organization. The transcript has 9 exons.
GGGGACUCCUAGUCACUCAGCCAGCAGCACCUCCUUUCUUGCCCUAGUCUCCAGUCCUCUAGCGUUCACAGGUGAGCUCACCAACAGCCACUGCUCAUGAUGGAGGCCAUCAAGAAAAAGAUGCAGAUGCUGAAGCUGGACAAGGAGAAUGCUCUAGACCGGGCAGAACAAGCUGAAGCUGAGCAGAAGCAGGCGGAAGAAAGAAGUAAGCAGUUAGAAGAUGAGCUGGCAGCGAUGCAGAAGAAGCUGAAAGGGACGGAAGACGAGCUGGACAAGUAUUCCGAAGCUUUGAAGGAUGCGCAGGAGAAGCUGGAGCUGGCAGAGAAGAAGGCAGCGGACGCUGAAGCUGAGGUGGCCUCCUUGAACCGUAGGAUCCAGCUGGUUGAAGAGGAGCUGGACCGUGCUCAGGAGCGCCUGGCCACUGCUCUGCAAAAGCUGGAGGAAGCUGAGAAAGCUGCCGAUGAGAGCGAGAGAGGUAUGAAGGUUAUUGAAAACCGAGCUUUAAAAGAUGAAGAAAAGAUGGAACUGCAGGAAAUCCAACUCAAAGAAGCUAAGCACAUUGCAGAAGAGGCAGAUAGGAAGUAUGAAGAGGUGGCUCGUAAGUUGGUGAUUAUUGAGGGAGACUUGGAACGCACAGAGGAACGAGCUGAGCUGGCAGAGUCUAAGUGUUCUGAGCUGGAGGAGGAGCUGAAGAAUGUCACCAACAACCUCAAGUCUCUUGAGGCUCAGGCGGAGAAGUACUCUCAAAAAGAAGACAAAUAUGAGGAAGAGAUAAAGAUUCUUACUGAUAAACUCAAGGAGGCAGAGACCCGUGCUGAGUUUGCUGAGAGAUCGGUAGCCAAGCUGGAAAAGACAAUUGAUGAUUUGGAAGAUAAACUGAAAUGCACCAAAGAGGAACACCUCUGUACACAAAGGAUGCUGGACCAGACUCUGCUGGACCUGAAUGAGAUGUAGAGCCACCCAGUCCCGCCCUGCCGCUGCUCCUCCCUCUGACCCUGACUCCGCCUGAGGCCAGCCUGCUUGAAGCUGACCUUUAAACUGAGGGCUGAUCUUUAACUGGAAGGCUGCUUUCUCCUUUCACUGCCCCCCCCCCCCCCCCCCCCCGCGUCUUUUUCGCCAAAUUGUCUCUGCCUCCCCUCAGAGAUUUUGAUUGGGCUAGAGGCUGAGCACCUUUGGGAACAACAUUUAAGGGAAUGUGAGCACAAUGCAAAGUGUCUUUAAAAGCAUGUUGUGAUGUACACAUUUUGUAAUUACCUUUUUUGUUGUUGAUAUGGCAACCAUUUGUAAAACAUUCCAAAUAAUUCCACAGUUCUCAAGCAGCAGCCUAAUCCCUUUCUCACUUUUAGGAGGUAAUUUUUCAGCUUAAUCCAUAUUGCCCUCUCCAUAGAGGAGCGAAAGAGGAUGGGCCUGCCUUACCGAGAGCCACACAGAGCCCAGAGAAAGGCUCCUCUCUGGGGAACCAUUCCUUUGUGCAGAGUGCUAGCCAAAUUGAAAAGGUGAUUCCAGGAGGAGUUAGCUCCUCCCUUCCCCGCCCCCCCAAAAAAAGAGUGAUGUUUAGGUUUCAGCUUUUAAGGCAUCUUUGGGCAACUUAUUUUUUUCAUCAGAAGUGACCAAAUUAAAAUGGCUUGAGACCUCUCUGUCAGAGACCAAAUUCUUGUCCCAUCCCUACCCUUUCCCCAAUGGUUCACAAAAUGGAUCAUGUGCCCCUUCUGUUGAAGUGACCAAUUAUUUGUUCUCCUGCCUCCUUGAAAGAAAGAAAAUUAUGUUUUUGCCACUGAUUUAGCCAAAUGGAACUCAUCUCAUUACCCUCCUCUGGGUCUGAAGCUGCUGUCUCUAAAAGUGCCAUCUCAUUGUGCUUUGUACCAGUUAGUGCUGGAGAAAUCUUGAAUAGUUUAUGUACAAAACUUUUUAAAUUUUGUAUUAUUUUGAAACUUGGCUUCUUUGAGGUUGGGACACACUGGCCACACUGGCUGAGAGAGCUCGCUGCAGUCUGGGCUGGCAGUGUGCCGAUCUUUACGUUUCUUUCCCGCCCCAAUGCCCCCAAUGCCCCGUUUUCAGUGCGGUUUCCGUGAGGUCUGUUAGGAGCGCAUCCUGCAGCUUAAUGGCUUAAAAUGUACUCUCCUUUGGUGUGGUCCCUUUGGGGGCCAAUUGGGAGAAAGAGACCAAUAGUGCAACUGUUUUGAUACUGAAAAUUGAAUAAGUAUCUUUUUAAAAUAAAGAACCAGUCCCUCCAA